CAAGUACUCUACUCCCUCAGAUUAUGAAAUUCCUCGGUUUCUCCUCCUCUUGGUCUCCCUCCUCCCUCAGAUUCAUGGCCGGCGAUUUUAUUUUUGCCACUCACAGUCCACGCUGAAUCUUGGAGGAGCAUCCAUCCAUGGGGCUUCCUGGCGCCGGCACGGCGGCCAACGGCGGCGGCAUGGCCGAGUUCUUGGGGAGGAAGAGCAGGUACGUGCGCAUGGACAACGUGCUCCCGCCGGAGCCGGAGGUGGAGAAGGGGGACGGCGUCGGCGGCGGGGUCCGGGUUCGCGGCGGCGCGAGGAGACACGUCUUCUUCUGCUCCGUCUUCGCCUCCCUCAACCACGUCCUCCUCGGCUACGAUGUCGGCGUGAUGAGCGGCUGCAUCAUCUUCAUCCAGAAGGACCUCCACAUCGACGAGGUGCAGCAGGAGGUGCUCGUCGGCUGCCUCAGCUUCAUCUCGCUCCUCGGCAGCCUCGCCGCCGGCAGGACGUCCGACGCCAUCGGCCGGAAGCGGACCAUCGGCCUCGCGGCCGCCAUCUUCCAGGCCGGCGCCGCCGUGAUGGCGCUCGCGCCGUCCUUCGCGGCCCUCAUGGCCGGAAGGCUGCUGGCCGGCGUCGGCAUCGGGUUCGGCCUCAUGGUCGCGCCUGUGUACAUCUCGGAGAUCUCCCCGGCGGCGCUGCGGGGCUCGCUCGCCUCCCUCCCGGAGAUAUUCAUAAGCUUCGGCAUCCUCCUCGGCUAUGUCUCCAACCUCGCCUUCGCGGGCCUCCCUGACCACGUCAACUGGCGCGUCAUGCUCGCCGCCGGCAUCCUCCCGUCCAUCUCCGUCGCCUACGUGCUCACGGUGAUCCCGGAGUCGCCGCGGUGGCUGGUCAUGCAGGGGCGCACCGGCGAGGCGCGCGCCGUGCUUGUUAAGGUAACCGAGACCGAGGGCGAGGCGCAGGAGAGGCUCGCCGAGAUCGAGGAGUCGGCGCGCGUGACGAGCGCCGGCAAAGUGGUUUGGAGAGAGAUUAUGAGGCCGUCGCCGGUGAUCCGCCGGAUGCUAAUCGCCGGGCUGGGCGUCCAGUUCUUCCAGCAAGCCACCGGCAUCGAUGCACUCGUCUACUACAGCCCGACCAUAUUCCGGGACGCCGGCAUCGCCACGGAGGGCCACCUCCUGGCCGCCACCGUCGCGGUCGGGCUCUCCAAGACGAUCUUCAUCGUGAUCGCCAUACUUCUGGUGGACCACGUCGGACGGAAGCCCCUGCUCCUCAUCAGCACGGUAGGCAUCACCGCCUGCCUGGCCGUGCUCGCCGCGACGCUCUCCCUGCUGGCGCGCGGCGCGCUCCCGGGCGGCGCGGCGGUCGCGCUGGCCAUCGUGACGGUGUGCGGCUUCGUGGCCUUCUUCUCGGUGGGCAUCGGGCCCAUCAACAUGGUGCUGAGCUCGGAGAUCUACCCGCUGAGGCUGCGCGCGCAGGCGGUGGGCCUCGGCCUGGCGGUGAACCGGCUGACCAGUGGCGCCGUGGCCAUGUCGUUCCUGUCCAUCUGCCGCGCCGCGUCCGUGGCCGGCGCGUUCACGGCGUUCGCGGCCGUCUCGGCGCUGUCCGUGGCGUUCGUGCACUGGUUCGUGCCCGAGACCAGCGGCAAGACGCUCGAGGAGAUCGAGUUGCUGUUCGGGGAAGCCGGUGGCAGCGGCGGCGUGGUGGAGCUCGGCGACGGUGAACAUCUGGUGCACGGGCGAUGCGAACCGGACGGCCGGCGGUGACAUUUCUGUGUUGAGGACAGAAAUUGGUGUCAGGGAAAAGCUAAAAAGAUAGAAACUAGUCAUACGUUCGCGAAUGUUCUUUUUAUUUUGAAAAUCAGGGAUCUUUCCGUCCAAAAAUAAUUGUCAUCAAAAUGGAUAAGUAUCUAGAACUAAAAUACAUCUAGAUACAUCUCUUUUUAUCCAUUUUGAUGACAAAUAUUUGCGGACGGAGGAAGUACUUCACACGUUCAAGUUCAGCCAUCAGGAUCAGGACAAACAUCAAAAUAAGAACUAGCACUUCUGUAGCAGCAGUAACCACUGAACUUCCUCAAAUACAGAAACGCAUUG
Triticum aestivum (bread wheat) is the source of this 2069-nucleotide messenger RNA. RefSeq names its product probable polyol transporter 4. Gene Ontology annotation, cellular component: membrane. The coding region runs from base 138 to 1742 and encodes 534 amino acids. Gene Ontology annotation, molecular function: transmembrane transporter activity. The transcript is spliced from 2 exons. The record is from RefSeq and is a predicted model, not a curated record. Lineage: Eukaryota; Viridiplantae; Streptophyta; Magnoliopsida; Poales; Poaceae. Gene Ontology annotation, biological process: transmembrane transport.